CUGGCUUUGCUUUCUCUUUGGUAGACUUUCCUGCAGGAUCUACAGGUAUUUUCGCUGAAAGGACAAUUCCAAAAUUCUGAGAUUCCCCAGGGGAGAAUCGCAGCGUACACACUCACCGAUCAGAAAGAAAAGGUCCACAACCCCCCUUCUCAAAACAGAGAUGGAAAAAAAACAAGUCACCUACUCAGAGUUGAUUGUUCGCAACUCAUCCCAGCAGCCAGAUGGGAGACCUCAGAUGCACAAGAAUAAAGAUGCUACCACUGAACAGGAGGUGACCUAUGCAGAGAUGAAAAAUUCUAAGUCUUCUCAGCAGCAGCAGCACAGAAAAUCUAAGAACAUUCUGAACAGCGGACCAGAGCAGCAGGCGACCUACACAGAGGUGAAAAAUGCAAAGCCAUCUCAGCAUCGACAACACAGAAGAUAUAAGGACGCCCAGAACACAGGUCUUGAGAGUGGUCUGCAAGUGACCUACACAGAUCUAAAACUGCCUGGUCAUCCUCAGCCCCAAGGCAGGUGUGAGAUUGGACAGAGUAAAGAUUCCCCGUUCCCUCCAUGGAGGCUCAUCGCUGGGAUUCUGGGGAUCCUGUGCCUUGGGCUGGUGACCACCGUGGCAAUUAUGGCUCUACGGAUUUUCUGGACAUCAUCCAAUCAAGGAGCUCAAAACACUUCUUUAUUGCCCACAACAGACUCCAGUACAGGUAAGUUCUGUCUUUCAACAACCUUACUCUUUAUUUUUAUUAAGAAAGUGUUGCUCAAAGCAAUUUUUAGUUGUUCACCAUAUUUAACCACAGCAAAAAAGAAUAACCAUUCUAAUAAUAAUUUCCAUAGUAGUGUCCAGUCACGAAGCUCAAAACACUCCUUCAUUGCCAACAACAGGCUCCAGGACAGGUAGGUCCUUUCAGUGACCCUAAUAUUUGUCCUGGGAUAGCCCAAAUUUAGAGACCUUCCCUGGGUUAAGACACAUAGGACAAAGACAGAGUUGUGGUGACAGGCCAGAAUCCAGGAUUUUUCCAUUCCAGCCCAUGUCUCAGAUUCAUUCCUAAUCUUUCUAUAUGACCAUUCAACUCAUUCUUCAUGCCUUCCUCCUUGCUAGGGUGGAGGUGGAGAGGGUAAGAUCCAUAAGGACCAGUAAAAUGUCACUCAUUGCCCUACCCUUGCUUAUCCCGUGACCCAUUUCUCUGCCAGAAUUUCAGAGGAUGUUGGUUCUGAAUUCUUCCCAGAACAAGGGUGAAUUGGGCUGGAACAGUGUUAGGAUGAUGUACUUCUCUCCUCAAAAAUUGAUAUAAUUUCUCAUUUAGACUGUUCCUGCUCUCCAUGCCCAGGGAACUGGGUUCAGUUCAACAUGAGCUGUUACCGCUACUCUGCUGAACUGAAACUUUGGAAGGAGAGUCAGCAGGCCUGCAAGUCCCAGAACUCCAGUCUCCUGCACAUAAACAACACGGGAGAGAUGGAUUUCUUUAGAUUAUUCAGACUUUCUUGUUGGGUUGGACUGUCCCGUAAAGGACCUACCAGUCCUUGGCAGUGGGAAGAUGGAAUGACUUACUACAGUAAAAAGUAAGUCUCUCCUCAGGAGUGUCCUCCAGGGCAGUAUCCUUGACUUGCCUUACGGAGCUGCCAAAAUCCUUAGGCUCUGGGAGAACGAGAAGCUUUGGGGUCUGAGCCCUAGGAUGGGGUGAUGAUGGGACAAGCAUUAAAGUUAUUGUUUACCCGCAUAGCCAGGUGUGUCUUCAGCUACCCAAGGAACAAUAUCCUUAAUACUAGACAGUUCUAUGGGGAUUUUCUUAAAUUUUCUGAGUCUCAUUCAC
Molecule: messenger RNA, 1805 nt
Organism: Ornithorhynchus anatinus (platypus)
Lineage: Eukaryota; Metazoa; Chordata; Mammalia; Monotremata; Ornithorhynchidae
Product: killer cell lectin-like receptor subfamily I member 1
Exons: 5
Coding region: 161-892 (243 amino acids)
Source: RefSeq, a predicted model, not a curated record